Puma concolor (puma) is the source of this 1056-nucleotide messenger RNA. RefSeq names its product eukaryotic translation initiation factor 2B subunit beta (gene EIF2B2). Gene Ontology annotation, cellular component: eukaryotic translation initiation factor 2B complex. Gene Ontology annotation, biological process: translational initiation. The record is from RefSeq and is a predicted model, not a curated record. NCBI's taxonomy places the organism in Eukaryota, Metazoa, Chordata, Mammalia, Carnivora, Felidae. Gene Ontology annotation, molecular function: translation initiation factor activity; guanyl-nucleotide exchange factor activity.
AUGCCGGGAGCCGCAGCCAAUGGCUCGGAGUUGUACGAGAGCAUCGAGAGUUUCGUGGAGGCCCUGAAGCGGGGCGGCGGGCGGCGCAGCUCCGAGGACAUGGCUCGGGAGACCCUGGGGCUGCUGCGCCGGAUCAUUACGGACCACCGCUGGAGCAAUGCAGGGGAGCUGAUGGAACUGAUUCGCCGAGAGGGCCAGAGGAUGACAGCCGCGCAGCCCUCAGAGACCACGGUGGGCAACAUGGUGCGGAGAGUGCUCAGGAUCAUCCGGGAGGAGUAUGGCAGACUCCAUGGACGCAGCGAUGAGAGCGAUCAGCAGGAGUCCUUGCACAAACUCUUGACAUCCGAAGGCCUGAGCGAGGAUUUCAGCUUCCAUUACGCCCAACUCCAGUCCAACAUCAUCGAGGCAAUUAGUGAGCUGCUUGUGGAACUGGAAGGGACAACAGAGAACAUUGCAGCCCAGGCUCUGGAGCACAUCCACUCCAAUGAGGUGAUCAUGACCAUUGGCUUCUCCCGAACAGUAGAAGCCUUCCUCAAAGAGGCGGCCCGAAAGAGGAAAUUCCAUGUCAUUGUGGCAGAAUGUGCUCCUUUCUGUCAGGGUCACGAAAUGGCAGUCAAUUUGUCCAAAGCAGGUAUUGAGACAACUGUCAUGACUGAUGCCGCCAUUUUUGCUGUUAUGUCAAGAGUCAACAAGGUGAUCAUUGGCACAAAGACCAUCCUGGCCAAUGGUGCCCUGAGAGCCGUGACAGGAACUCACACUCUAGCACUGGCAGCAAAACACCAUUCCACCCCGCUCAUCGUUUGUGCUCCCAUGUUCAAGCUUUCCCCACAGUUCCCCAAUGAAGAAGAUUCAUUUCACAAGUUUGUGGCCCCUGAAGAAGUUCUGCCUUUCACAGAAGGGGACAUUCUGGAGAAGGUCAGCGUUCACUGCCCCGUGUUUGACUACGUCCCCCCAGAGCUCAUUACCCUCUUUAUCUCCAACAUUGGUGGGAAUGCGCCUUCCUACAUCUACCGCUUGAUGAGUGAACUCUACCAUCCUGAUGAUCAUGUCCUAUGA